AUGGCUGUCUUAACAAAAUUUCAAAAUAACGGAAAAUGUCUCGAACAGUUACCUAAUGAAAUUUUUAUCGAAAUUUUUCAAUAUCUAAACGGUACAGACAUUAUCUAUGGAUUUUCACAAUUAAAUACUCGUUUUCAAUGUUUACUUAUCAAAUGGGUUAAUAAAUUUGAUUUUAAGUCUAUAACUAAAGAUAAAUUUUAUUAUGUUAUUCAACAUCAUGAUAUGCAUCGAUGGCGAUCGUUGCGUCUUUGUGAUAAUGAUAAAGCACCAGGACAAACAAGACUCUUUUGUCAAUUAUUUCCACUUGCUGAAAAUGUUUCUCAAUUAGAAUCACUUUCAAUUUUGAAUAUGAAGCCGACAUUUGCAACGAAUGUUCUAUCACAAUUGGUAUCAUUUAAUAAUCUUAUUUCAUUAACAAUUACAACAAUUUGUGGAGAAGAUAUUCAAUUAUUUGAAUUGCCCUCAUUAAAACGACUUGUUGUUACUGGAUGUAAACACAAUGAUUGGAUAAAAAAAUUUCAUUCUUUGAAAAUUCUUGAAUAUACUAUAAACUAUAUGUGUCAUUAUAAUUGUAUUUUAACAUUACCAGAAACAUUACAACAAUUGAAAUUGUUCUAUAAUGAAACGAGAGAUGGAAAAGAUUUACGAAUUUCACUUUGUAAAAUGUCACAAUUAAAUAAACUUGCUUUAUAUGAUCAAGGAUAUUAUAGUCCAUUACCAGAUGGUAGAAAAUGGGAAGAACUUAUAAAAUUAUCAUUACCUUUACUCAAAACUUUUCAAUUUUGUUUUCAUUUUGUUUGUUAUCCUAAUGAGUCAUAUGACACAAAUCAAGCAAUGGCUUCGUUUUCUACAUCGUUCUACACUGAGGAAAAAUGUUGGUUUGUUCGAUGUGACUCCAAUUAUUUAUAUGCUGCAGAGGGCGUUAUUUAUACAUUACCUUUUGCAUUUUCACAAAUGCGAAUUGAUAUUAAAUCAUACGAUAUGAGCGUAUCAACUUUAGUUACAAAUAAUAUUGAUACAACAAAAUAUGAUUCAUAUGAUAGAAUUCAUACACUACUAUUUAGUACAACAUGUGAAAUACCACAUCGAAAUUUUCUUAUAUCAAAUAUUGUUCGAUUAGUUCUCAAAGAUGACCUUCCUAGAAGUUGGUAUUCUCUAUUAAAAAAUUUACGUUAUCUAGAAUUUCAACAAUAUGUAUGUAUGUCAACAAAUGAUUUUGCAGAUUUUCUUGAAUAUGCAGUUCAACUUCAAUCAUUAACAUUAUUAACUCCUGCUUUAAUACAAUUAACAGAUUCAUUUAAAAAUAAGAUUGUUUGUGAUCAAUUAUCUAAACGAAUUCAAUCAUUAACUAUAUCUGACUGUUUAUCAGAUUCGAAUAGUUAUCAAGCACUAACAAAUCCAGACCUUCUUUCCAAUAUUGUUAGCAUAUUUCGUAAAACAUGCAAACAUUUAUCAUUAAAUCUGGUAUCAUUUCCUAAAACAACUCGACCAAUUUUCCGAAAUAUGCAACAAUUACACAGUUUACACAUAUAUUAUCCUACUUGGCGUGAUAAGUCAUAUAAUACUGCAAUAACUUGGUUUCAACAAUGUGUAUAUGACAUUGAUGCUUCGGAUUUUAUAUAUACACCAGAUGAUGCUAAUUUUUAUGUAUGGAUUAAAAAUUGA
Messenger RNA from Rotaria sordida, 1665 nucleotides. Lineage: Eukaryota; Metazoa; Rotifera; Eurotatoria; Philodinida; Philodinidae. The record is from the annotation of a GenBank genome assembly.